Symbiodinium sp. CCMP2592 is the source of this 201-nucleotide messenger RNA. Lineage: Eukaryota; Dinophyceae; Suessiales; Symbiodiniaceae. The record is from the annotation of a GenBank genome assembly.
AUGUGGAAGUUUCUGAGAUACCAGGGCACCGACGCGGAGAAUCUCCGGGAGCUGCUGAAAGAGACCCACGUCCUGGCACAGACGGUUGCCUUGGAAGAGCACAAGGAACGCGAGGAGCUCCUCUGGCAGCGGCUAGGCGUCGAGCAAGAAGAAGAGGUUAAGAAAGAAGUCCGCUACGACGAGUGGGGUGACCCCAUUUGA